UGGGAAAUCUGUGGAAUGCCGGUGCCGUCACCGGUCACCGGGCCCCGUCACGUCGUGGCAUGGCUCAUCCGCGCAGCCCGCGCACAGCGCGCCCGCCGUGGUCGGGCGUCCGCUGACCGCUGCCCACUAGCGCGCUUUCCCGCUGCUCCCCCGCCGUACGUAAAAUGGACCUAUCCACAUCACCCCGGCGCCUCCCCCUCUUCCUCCUCCCUCACCGUCACCGCCGGCAGCAGGACGGUUCACCCCGCGCGCGCGAGGGCGACGACGCCGAGGGCGAGGGGUGCGUCCCGCCGGAUCGGCACGGCCGACGCACGCGACGCCAUGGACGAGAAGGGCUCCGGGGAGGCCCCGUUCUUCACGGACUACGGCGAGGCCAGCAGGUACGAGGUCACCGAGGUGGUCGGCAAGGGCAGCUACGGCGUGGUCGCCGCCGCCCUCGACACCCUCACUGGCGAGCACGUCGCCAUCAAGAAGAUCAACGAUGUCUUCGAGCACAUCUCCGACGCCACCCGCAUCCUCCGCGAGAUCAAGCUGCUCCGCCUCUUGCGCCACCCGGACAUCGUCCGGAUCAAGCAUAUCAUGCUCCCCCCAUCGCGCCGCGAGUUCCGCGACAUUUACGUCGUCUUCGAGCUCAUGGAGUCCGACCUCCACCAGGUAAUCAAGGCCAACGACGACCUCACGCCCGAGCACCACCAGUUCUUCUUGUACCAGCUGCUCCGCGGCAUGAAGUACAUCCACGCCGCCAAUGUCUUCCACCGGGACCUCAAGCCCAAGAACAUUCUCGCCAACGGCGACUGCAAGCUCAAGAUUUGUGACUUUGGCCUUGCUCGGGUGUCUUUCAACGAUACACCUUCAGCAAUAUUCUGGACGGAUUAUGUGGCAACAAGAUGGUAUCGUGCUCCAGAAUUAUGCGGCUCCUUCUUUUCAAAGUAUACUCCUGCUAUUGAUAUCUGGAGCAUAGGAUGUAUAUUUGCUGAAAUGCUUACAGGGAAGCCUCUCUUUCCUGGCAAGAAUGUGGUACAUCAAUUGGAUCUCAUGACAGAUCUACUUGGCACUCCUUCAUCAGAGUCACUUUCCAGGAUUCGAAAUGAAAAGGCUCGCCGAUACUUGGGUAACAUGAGAAAAAAGCAUCCAGUUCCUUUUACGCAGAAGUUUCCUGGUAUAGAUCCAAUGGCUCUUCAUUUGCUUGAACGUCUACUUGCUUUUGAUCCGAAGGAUCGACCAACUGCUGCAGAGGCCUUAACAGAUCCGUACUUUACUGGAUUAGCAAAUUCUGAACGUGAACCGAUAACACAGCCUAUCUCAAAAUUUGAGUUUGAGUUUGAAAGAAGGAAGCUGGCCAGAGAUGAUGUUCGGGAAUUAAUUUACAGAGAGACUUUGGAAUACCAUCCUCAGAUGUUGCAGGAGUUUCUUGGUGGUGGGGAUAAGGCGAACUUUGUGUACCCAAGUGGGGUGGAUCGUUUCAAGAGACAAUUCGCUCAUCUCGAAGAAAGUGCUGCUAAGGGUGAGAAGACUAGCCCACAGCUGCGGCAGCAUGCUUCCUUACCAAGGGAAAGAGUAAAUGACAGCAGCGACGACCUAGAGAAGCCAAGUGCAGAUUACUGCAUAAGAUUGCAUGUACGUGAGCCACUCUCAAGUACUCGUAACUUUCUGAAGAGCGAAAGCAUCAGUGCUUCCCAGUGUGUGGUCAUCAAACAAAAGCGAGAGAAAGAUGAGGAAUCUAUUUCUGAGUAUGUGAACGAUCCAGUUGAUGGUGUGCCAAAGAGGAUUGCUCAACUCAAAACCUGACAGUCUUGAGGUACAUACAAGCAAGACCGAUCUGUGCACAUCGACCUGGCCAUAUGGGGGACUUGGGAAGGCUGAUUCUACGAUCUUUGAGAUUCAGUAGCCACAAUUGUUUUUUGAUAAUUGUAUUGCAUUGUCUUGUAUCCCCCCUUCAUCUUUCUAUCUUGGAGCUAGAUAUAUUUGACUCCAGCUCCAGAUUUUUGUCAGAUGGAAUUCCUAUUCACCCAUGAUCUGAUUAGCUAGUUAAGUAUAGGUUAGCCAGUAAUUAAUCGUAGCAUGUACAAUGUGUUCCAACACACUUUUCUAACAAAUAUUGUCAUGAAUUUAUGAGACUAUCCUGAUUUGUGUUCCCUA
Molecule: messenger RNA, 2139 nt
Organism: Sorghum bicolor (sorghum)
Lineage: Eukaryota; Viridiplantae; Streptophyta; Magnoliopsida; Poales; Poaceae
Product: mitogen-activated protein kinase 16
Exons: 10
Coding region: 16-1788 (590 amino acids)
Biological process (GO): protein phosphorylation; intracellular signal transduction
Cellular component (GO): nucleus; cytoplasm
Molecular function (GO): ATP binding; MAP kinase activity
Source: RefSeq, a predicted model, not a curated record